AUGAUUCAAGUUAAUAAUUACCUUGUGCAUGCUAUCUUUGACUCGGGUGCUAGCCACUCCUUUGUUUCAUAUGAAUGCGCGAAGCGCAUAGGCCUUGCUGUUAACACAUUAUUAUAUGAUCUAUGUGUGGCUACUCCUACGGGCAGUAAAGUUUAUACGUCUGAUGUUUGCCUAAAUUGUAUUGUCUGGUAUGGCCACUGUUGCACUACACUUGACCUAAUAUGUAUGCCUUUUCAUGAGAUUGAUGUGAUACUUGGUCUGAAUUGGCUGUCUACCCAUAAUAUACUCCUUGACUGUAAGAAUAGGACUUUGAUUUUUCCUCCUCAUGAGCUAACCCCUCGUACCGAGGUGAAACUGAACUUGAUUACGGGAGCCAAAGCCAAGGAUUGCCUAAGACAUGGCUGUCAGGGGUACGUGGUAUUCUUCUCUGUACAUGCAGAAGUGGAAGAAGGCAUAACAAAGAUACCCGUGGUAUGCGAUUUUCCAGAAGUCUUUCCGACAGAAAUUAGCGGGUUACCUCCGGAGCACGAGAGGUAG
Molecule: messenger RNA, 537 nt
Organism: Neltuma alba
Lineage: Eukaryota; Viridiplantae; Streptophyta; Magnoliopsida; Fabales; Fabaceae
Exons: 1
Coding region: 1-537 (178 amino acids)
Source: RefSeq, a predicted model, not a curated record